AUGCGUAAAUAUUGCUCCGGUUUACAGUUAUCAUAUUCCUUCAACAAUGAAAAUAAGCCAAGACAACAAUCUUUAGAUAACAGAGGACAAUCAUUCCUCUUCGCCAAGAAUGAUAAUUAUUGGCAGCAACCUUCAGAAUAUAAAAGACAAGUGUUUCCAGCCCACAAUAAAAUAGAAAACCUUCAAGAAGAAAUUUUCUAUGCUCAAAAUAGAUCAUAUUCCUCCAACAAUAGCAACAAUCCCAAACAACAGUCUUCAGAGACCAGAGGACAAUCAGUUCCUUUCCCCAACAGCGACAGUUCUAGGCAGCAACCUUCAGAAUCCAAAGGACAACUGUUUCCAGCCAACAAUGAAAGAGGAAAUCCUUAUCUACAAUGCUCCUCUGCUCAAAAUAUAUCGUAUUCCUCCAACAAUGGUAACAAUCCCAAACAACAAUCUUCAGAUACCAAAGGACAAUCAUUUCCUUCCACCAACAGCAACAAUUCUUGGCAACAACCUUCAGAAUCCAAAGAUACUAGAGGACAAUCAUUUCCUUUCGCCAACAGCGACAAUUCUUGGCAGAAACCUUUAGACUCUAAAGGACACUUGUUUUCAGCCAACAAUGAAAGAGGAAAUCCUCAACAACCAUCUUCAUAUGCUCAAAAUAGAUCAUAUUCCUCCAACAAUAGCAACAAUCCCAAACAACAAUCUUCAGAGGCCAGACGACAAUCAGUUCCUUUCCCCAACAGCGUCAGUUCUAGGCAGCAACCUUCAGAAUCCAAAGGACAACUGUUUCCAACCAACAAUGAAAGAGGAAAUCCUCAUCUACAAUGCUCCUCUGCUGAAAAUAUAUCAUAUUCCUCUAACAUUGGCAACAAUCCCAAACAACAAUCUCCAGAUACUAAAGGACAAUCAGUUCCUUUCCUCAACAAUGAUAAUUCUUGGCAGCAACCUUCAGAAUCUAAAGGACAACAGUUUCCUUCCAAUAAUGAAGGAGCCCAUCCUCAUCAACCAUCUUCCUACGUUCCAAAUAGAUCAUAUUCCUCCAACAAUGGAAACAAUCCCAAACAAAAAUCUUCAGAUACCAAAGGACAAUCAUUUCCUUCCACCAACAGCAACAAACCUUUAGAAUCCAAAGGCCAAUCGUUGCCAUCCAAAAAUGAAGGAAAAAGUUCUCAUCAACACACUUACGAUGCUCAAAAUAGAUCAUAUUCCUCCCACAAUGUCAACAAUCCCAAACAACAAUAUCUUGAUAAUAGAGGACAAUCAUUUCCUUUGGCCAACAGAGCUAAUUCUUGUCAACAACCUUCAGAAUUCACAGGCCAAUCUUGGCCAUCCAACAAUGAAAUAAAAAAGUUUUCAUCCACAAACUUACGAUGCUAG
Molecule: messenger RNA, 1362 nt
Organism: Calliphora vicina (urban bluebottle blowfly)
Lineage: Eukaryota; Metazoa; Arthropoda; Insecta; Diptera; Calliphoridae
Product: AAC-rich mRNA clone AAC11 protein-like
Exons: 3
Coding region: 1-1362 (453 amino acids)
Source: RefSeq, a predicted model, not a curated record